ACAUGCCUCUCCUCGUCUGCCAAAUCCCUCAUCAUCAUCUCUCUCUUCUGAAGAGCUGCUUCAGAAGCUCCAAUAGGAGAAUAUGGCGCUGAAAUCCUUCGUAGAUGUGGGGCCAGAUUCCCAUUUCCCUCUUGAAAACCUCCCGUACGGCGUGUUCAAGCCCUUGGAAGGCGGAGAACCCCGCCCCGGCGUUGCGAUCGGCGACUUCGUCUUGGACCUCUCCGUGAUUGCUGCUGCCGGUCUCUUCGAUGGCCCGCUCCUCAAGAACUCCGAUUGCUUCCUCCAGCCUUCUCUUAACAAGUUCUUGGGAAUGGGGCGACCUGCAUGGACGGAGGCUCGCAUGACGAUGCAAAAGCUUUUGUCAGCUGGAGAGCCAACUUUACGUGAUAAUGCAAAUUUGAGGGAGAAAUCACUCUUGCCAAUGGACAAGGUUCAAAUGCUUCUGCCUAUUACAAUAGGGGAUUACACAGACUUCUUUUGCUCCAUGCAUCAUGCAAAGAAUUGUGGGACCAUAUUCCGCGGACCGGAGAACCCAAUUUCGCCAAACUGGUUCCACCUUCCUAUUGCGUAUCAUGGACGAGCAUCCUCAAUAGUUAUCUCUGGAACAGAUAUUAUUCGACCUAGGGGUCAAGGUCAUCCCAGCGGCAAAUCUCCACCAUAUUUCGGACCUUCAUUGAAGCUGGAUUUUGAGCUUGAAAUGGCUUCUAUCAUUGGUCCAGGAAAUGACUUAGGCAAGUCUGUGGAUGUUAACAAGGCAGCAGAUCAUAUUUUUGGACUUGUUCUGAUGAAUGACUGGAGUGCAAGGGAUAUCCAGGCUUGGGAAUAUGUGCCUCUUGGGCCUUUCCUUGGGAAGAGUUUUGGUACAACGAUAUCCCCUUGGAUUGUGACUCUAGAUGCUCUGGAACCUUUUGCUUGUGAGGCUCCCAAACAGGAGCCUCCUCCAUUGCCAUAUCUUGCUGAAAAGAAAUCCAAGAACUACGACAUUCCCUUAGAGGUUCGGAUCAAACCCGCUGGACAGAAGGAAUCAUUGGUUGUCACGAGGAGCAACUUCAAUAACCUAUAUUGGACAUUGACACAGCAAGUUGCACAUCACACAAUCAACGGCUGCAACUUAAGGCCUGGCGAUCUGCUUGGAACUGGGACCAUAAGCGGAUCUGAUCCAGAUUCUUUAGGAUGCUUGCUAGAGUUAUCAUGGAACGGGCAAAAGCCACUGUCCUUGAAUGGUUUGGCUCGUAAAUUUUUGGAAGAUGGAGAUGAAGUCAUUUUCACUGCAUGUUGCAAGGGGAAUGGCUACAAUGUUGGGUUCGGCACAUGCACAGGGAAGGUCCUUCCAGCCCUACAGUGAUCCUGUAUUUUACUUUUUGUUUUUCCUUUUUCCCUUCAUUUCUAUUUAGAAUAAGUUUCAUCCAAAGGGUAGCCAGAAUCAGACCCAGGACGUCAAUUGGAAGUAUUAUAGUUAGAUGCACAGCUUAAAGUGUGUUAGUUCAAUGCGUAUG
Molecule: messenger RNA, 1496 nt
Organism: Magnolia sinica
Lineage: Eukaryota; Viridiplantae; Streptophyta; Magnoliopsida; Magnoliales; Magnoliaceae
Product: fumarylacetoacetase
Exons: 14
Coding region: 83-1345 (420 amino acids)
Biological process (GO): homogentisate catabolic process; L-tyrosine catabolic process; L-phenylalanine catabolic process
Molecular function (GO): fumarylacetoacetase activity
Source: RefSeq, a predicted model, not a curated record